CCCCGCCAUAAAUUUUCAACUGGGUUCCAAGAAGGAGGAAAGGUUCCAACUUUGAGCUGAAUUUCGGUUUUUGGUUUUUUCCCCCUCUGGGUUUGUUGGAGAAAGAGAAAUGGGGAAUGUGACGUCGAACGUGGCGGCGAAAUUCGCCUUCUUCCCACCAGACCCGCCGACGUAUGACGUGCUGGAGGAGGAAGAAGGGAGGCUGGUGGUACCAGGUGUCACGGCGGACAAGAACAUGGAUGUCCAUACGUUGGAUACCAAAGCUGGGAACAAGGUUGUGGCCAUGUUCUGGAAGCACCCUUUUGCCAGAUUCACCCUUCUCUAUUCCCAUGGCAACGCCGCCGACCUUGGCCAAAUGCAUGAGCUCUUCAUCGAGCUCAGGGCUCAUCUCCGAGUCAACAUCAUGUGCUAUGACUAUUCAGGCUAUGGAGCAUCUUCUGGAAACGCGCCGGUCACCAGCGUCGUGAAGCUGAAGGUGGUUGACACAUCAAUUUGGUCGAUGGCGAGCUCUGUCAGUGCCAGCUACACGUUGCGAACUGCGGCAACGACGAACUGCGCGUCGGCGUCGUCGCCAACAUAGACGACGGAAAUUCGCGUGCGGGGAUAGAACGACACUACGUUGUGCCGGAGCCACUCUGCUGCGGAAGACGGAGAUUUCGCCAUUUCUUGAACCAGAUGGUUCAGAACGGAGAGCAGCACGCUGGCCUCGGUGAAAGACAAGGCCCGCGUCAGGCUCGGUGUUGGAUCCAAAAUCCGCACAGAGCAGAAUCCGAGAGCCACCACCGCUGAGGCGAUGGUCUCCAGGAGGCAGGAGGUGCUGCGAGGACGGAGAUGAACUGCGACUGGAAUUCGCUGGGCGGCGGCGGUGGUAGUGCGGCGGCGGAGUAGGUAACUCCAACAGCAUCAGGGUUUGGUCGGUAGGGUAUGGAGAUUAGAAGAAAUUAGUUUUAAUAUU
Molecule: messenger RNA, 955 nt
Organism: Linum trigynum
Lineage: Eukaryota; Viridiplantae; Streptophyta; Magnoliopsida; Malpighiales; Linaceae
Source: the annotation of a GenBank genome assembly